UUGAGAGAGAGCGUUGUUGUUGCAGAGAAAAAGAAAAAUAGAUGGCUUUAGAAGCUGUUGUGUUUCAGCAAGAUCCGUUUAGCUAUGGGUGCAGAGAUUUUCACGGUAUGGAGGGAUGGGAUUGCUAUGGCGGUUUUGGGUUUGAAGAUGAUGAUGAGAGGAAGUUGAAUUAUUGCGAUGCAUUUACGGAGCAAGUUGGUUCGAAUGGUGGGUAUUACUGUUGGGAUUAUUCGUCUCCUCCUGUUUCUGCGGCGAAUACUUCGUCGCCGGAAGUUUGUGCGGCCGCCGGGAACGGGUUGAUGGAUCCACCGCCGGCGGCGGCGCCGGUGACUCGACGGAAGAGAAGGCGCGCCAAAUGCUCCAAGAACAAGGAAGAAAUAGAGAACCAAAGGAUGACCCAUAUUGAGGUUGAGAGAAACCGCCGCCGCCAAAUGAACGACUACCUCGCCGUCCUCCGCUCCAUGAUGCCGCCGUCAUACGCUCAAAGGGGUGACCAAGCAUCAAUUGUUGGAGGAGCCAUAAAUUUUGUGAAAGAGCUAGAGCAACUCUCUCAAUUCUUGGAAGCUCACAAGCUGGUGAAAAAUCUGCCAUAUAACAACGCAACCAAGACUUCAACAUCAUCAUCAUCUCUCCCCUUCUCCACCUUCUUCCAUUUCCCUCAGUACUCAACCUCAGCCACCCGGAACCACGUGGCCGCCUCCGACAAGGCGGCGGCCGAGAAGUGCUCUGCCGUAGCCGACAUCGAAGUCGCCAUGGUAGACGACCACGCAAAUGUGAAGGUAUUAUCAAGAAAACGCCCAAAACAACUAUUGAAGAUGGUCACUUGGUUUCAUGCUAUGUCCCUCACAAUUCUCCACCUAAAUGCUACCACAAUUGAUCACAUGGUGCUCUACUCUUUCAGCCUAAAGGUUGAGGAAGAGUGUCGGCUGAGUACAGUGAAGGAGAUUGCCAGUUCUGUGCAUGAAAUGGUUGCCAUGAUUGAACAAGAGAACCAGUAAUGAUCUCAGAAGUCCCACUGUAACAUGGGGACCCAGAAAGAGAAAUAUAUAAAAUUAAAAGAAUAUUCUAAAAAUUGUAAAAUUAUUCUUGGUCGCAUUGUCAAAUCAACGCUACUUUAUGCUUUAAAUUGAUCUCAUCAUCAUAUGUAAUGUUUAUUA
Molecule: messenger RNA, 1157 nt
Organism: Ipomoea triloba (trilobed morning glory)
Lineage: Eukaryota; Viridiplantae; Streptophyta; Magnoliopsida; Solanales; Convolvulaceae
Product: transcription factor bHLH94-like
Exons: 3
Coding region: 42-998 (318 amino acids)
Biological process (GO): regulation of transcription by RNA polymerase II
Molecular function (GO): protein dimerization activity; DNA-binding transcription factor activity, RNA polymerase II-specific; RNA polymerase II cis-regulatory region sequence-specific DNA binding
Source: RefSeq, a predicted model, not a curated record